GAAUUUUCUCACUUUCUGCAAACUUCAUCGAAAUGCAUGCGAUUCAGAUGUGAUUUCGUCCUGAUUCUGAUGACUCUCCACUAUUGAGAUGAACGAAGACGUUGCUAUUACCAGACAGUGAAUCGGCUUUUUUACUUGGAAGAAGACAUUUCAAUGAUGAAGCAUGGUUUGGAAGGAGAAGGCAGUGAUAUAUGUUCGCAAGCAGUACUUAAUCGAGUCUCCUUUGAUGUAUAUAGUUCAAGACCUUGAGGAAGUUCAUUUUGAGCUUGAACUGUUCCAUUUCAUUCAGGUGCGAGAUAUGCUUGGAGAUGGACUUGGAGAUGGACGUCUCAUAAAACGUCGAAUUCAAGAUGGAAGAGGUAUGUUUUUAUUCUUAUAUCUCUUGUUGGGGCAUCUGCUAGACUCCAGUUCCUGUUUUCUGUGUAUCUAGUUUUGUCCACCUACACUAUUCUGAUCUGCAACGUUUCACCAACUUAUUAUGCGAGUUUCCAAUGGAUUGUGCUCUCCAAGAUAGUCGGUUAAGCGUUAACUACAAAGGCAUGCUUCUUAAUGAAGACAAGACUGUCUUCUACGAUAGCAGGAUUGAUAAUAAUGAUCAGCCGUUGGAAUUCAGUUCAGGAGAAGGACUGGUGCUUGAGGGAUUUGAAAUGUGUACUCGUUUGAUGCUACCUUGAGAAAUUACUCUUGUAACAUGUCCUCCUGAUUAUGCAAAUGACAAAUUUCCAAGGCUGCCUGGCGUUCCUGAAGGUGCACAUGUUCAGUGGGAAAUUGAACUUCUUGGCUUCGAAACACCAAGAGACUGGACUGGGUUGAACUUCCAGAGCAUCAUGAAUGAGGCAGAAAAUAUCAGAAGCACGGGUAACAGGCUGUUCAAAUAAGGAAAAUUUGAGCUCACAAAAGUACGAAAAGGUGCUCCGUGAAUUUAAUCAUGUAAACCCACAAGAUGACGAGGAAGAAAAUGUGUUUGGUGACGCAAGGAAUAUGUUACAUCUGAAUAUUGCGGCGUGCUUGCUUAAAACGGGAGUGGAGAAAGUCUGUAGAAACAUGCAAUAAGAUCCUAGAAGCAAAGCCUGGUCAUGUGAAGGGUCCCUACCGCCGCGGAAUGGCUUACAUGGCAGGUGGAGAGUAUGAAGACGCUAGAAAGGACUUCAAUAUGGCUGCUUAUGUUGCUGUGAUGCAAAGAGCCAACAGGUUGACAAAUCUGGACAACAGACUUUGUGCAACUGAGUCAAGAGAGUUUGAGCGACUGAGACAGAGAGUUUGAGCAAGAGUUUGACUGUUUGAGCAACUAAGGGUUUGGGUCAGAGGCUGAAAGCGUUCAAAGACGUGACAAUCGUGAUCAAUGAAUCUAAAUUCUGGAGAUGAUGAGUGCUUGAGGUCCGUCGACUUUGAGUCGCAAAAAUUGAUUAACUCUCUAAACGCUGAAGAGGAAAGAGCGAAUGCUGAUGGUGGAUCACAACCACGAAAAGUUCGUAAAAAAAGGUUCAUUCAAGUGGAAGAUGUUGAGGAUGAUUCUGAAACAGAACACACUCCAAAAGCGAGACUUGUUGAGGACAGAAGAAAGUCGUCUCAACUGAAUAAGAGAAAGCCACAACUGGUUGAUAUUGAAGAUGAUGAUGCUGAAACAGAAUUCACUCCUCAAUCGAGAAAGAGAAAUCAAGAUGAAGUGCGUAAUAGGAAGCAACAAGUGUUUGAUGGUGAAUCAAGUCAGCCGAACAAGAAGAAGAAAAAGAUUGUUGAUUCUGAUUCUGAAGAUGAAUCGAAUGGUGAAUCAGAUGUUGAUGACAAAGGAAAGUCAUCGGAUAAGAAAAGGGAGAGUAGGAAGUGGUCAGCUGUGUGGAAUGAUUUUGUUGUUAUUACAAAAGAGGAUGGCUCACAAAAAGCACAGUGCAAACAUUGUAAGAAAGAAUACAAGCAUCAAUCCCAUAAGAACGGUACUGCCACUUUAGGAAGGCACAGUAAGAGAUGCUCUCUUACGCCUAGAACUAGUGGUGAUAUCGGGAAUAUGAUGAUCAACACAGAAGCUAAGCUACAAGCACGGAAGAUUGAUCACUUAGUUUUUCGUGAGAUGGUAGCUAAGACAAUUAUUCAACAUGAUUUGCCAUUUGCUUACGUGGAGUAUGAAAGAGUUAGAGCAGUUUGGAAAUACUUGAAUGCUGAUGUUAAGUUCAUUAGUCGCAACACAGCUGCAGCAGAUGUAUACCGCUUCUAUGAGGAUGAGACAGCUAAUUUGAAGAUGGAACUAGCUAGUCUUCCUGGAAGGAUUAGUUUUACCUCUGAUUUAUGGCCAGCAAUAACACAUGAAGGGUAUGUGUGUCUCACGGCACAUUAAGUAGACCGAAAUUGGAAGCUGAGAAACAAAAUUUUGGCAUUCCGUGCUCUCCCACCACCUCAUACAUGUAUGGCUUUAGCAAUGGAUCUUCUUCAGUCUUGGAAAGAAUGGGGAAUUGAGAAAAAGGUAUUUUCCCUCACAUUAGACAAUGCCACUAGCAAUGAUUCAAUGCAAGGCAUUGUAAAAUCACAAUUGUUAUUGCGUGAUGAUUUGUUGUGUGGAGGGCAGUUUUUCCAUGUUAGAUGGUCAGCUCACAUACUCAACCUUAUUGUUCAAGAUGGAUUGAAAGUUAUUGGCGUUUCUUUGCAUAAAGUUAGAGAGAGCAUCAAAUAUGUUACUGCCUCUGAAUCAUGUGAGCUGUUGUUUUCAAAAUGCAUCGAUGCUGUGGGUUUAAAUGUCAAAGCUGGUUUGAUAUUGGAUGUGCAAACAAGAUGGAACUCGACUUAUCACAUGCUGGAUAGGGCUAUCAAGUACCAAGCUGCAUUUACUAACCUUAAGAGGAUUGAUGGGAAAAACUAUAUGUUUUUACCCAGUAAUGAAGAAUGGGUUAGAGCAAAGGAGAUUUGCGAUUUUUUGGAGCCAUUUGACGAGAUCACUAAGCUCAUGUUAGGUUACACAUAUCCAACUUCGAACUUGUACUUCAUGCAGGUUUGGAAGAUCCAAAAUUGGCUGAAAGUGAAUGAAUCAAGCAGGGAUGCAAUUGUUAAAGAAAUGGUCAAACCGAUGAAAGAGAAGUUUGAUAAGUAUUGGGAAGAAGUUAGUGAUGUCUUUGCAAUGACUACUGUCUUUGAUCCACGGUUGAAGCUCACACUUGCAGAGUUUUGUUUUGGAAAGCUUGAUCCGAAUUCCAGUAAAGCAAAGAUGGAUCACUUGCUUAGUAAAUUGCAUUUGUUGUUUGAAUCGUAUGAGAAAAAGCCAAAGACGACAUCACCAUCUACACAGACGAGAACGUGAUCAACAAAAUGAUGAUGGAGAACAAAAAGGGAGUUUUUCAAAUUACCAAGAUUUUUUUACAUUUCGCAAAUCAAGUGUUAUCGUUAGUGGGAAGUCUUCUCUGGAAAUGUAUCUUGAAGAACCGCCAUUAGACAUGAUCAAUCAGAGUUUGGACAUCCUCGAUUACUGGAAAGAUAACUUUGAAAAAUAUGGUGAGUUAUCUUCAAUGGCUUGCGAUUUGCUUAGUAUAUCUAUCACGACAGUAGCUUCAGAGUCUUCUUUUAGCAUUGGAGCUCGCGUUUUGAACAAAUACAGAAGUCGACUUCUUCUCAAAAACGUUUAAGCUUUAAUAUGCAGUCGCAAUUGGUUAAAGAGAUUUGAAGCAUACGAAAACGAAGAAGAAGAUGUUGACGAUGAGACACUACCAUCUUUUCAAUCAAUUGUGGAUGAUGAAGAUGGAGAUGAAGAUAAAAAUUGAAGAAGAUUCCAGUUUGAUAUCUAUUAGUUUUUGCAUUUUUAUCUCUUGGAUAUUUGGUUUUUUUAUAUGUUGGAAUGUUCUUUUGGAUUGUGGUUUUUAUUGUCUUCUUAUGAUUAUCGAUUGUUUUUUGGGAUUGGUGUUUUUAUUGAAAUGUUGGUUUUAGAUUUUAUAAAUGCUUUUAUAUAAAAUUUUCAACAAAAUAAGUAUACAAACUAAUAAGUAAACAGAUUUGUACUAAAUUAUAAAGAAAAAUCGAAUUUAAAACAAGUUUAUAAA
Messenger RNA from Thlaspi arvense, 4019 nucleotides. NCBI's taxonomy places the organism in Eukaryota, Viridiplantae, Streptophyta, Magnoliopsida, Brassicales, Brassicaceae. The record is from the annotation of a GenBank genome assembly.